UUUAUUUAUCUGCAAAGUAUCUAAUACACUUUUGUGUUCCAUAUAAAUAAUAAAUAAUAUACAUUUAUCAGCAUAAGCAAAAAAAAGUAUUAAACUGCAAUUAAUACAUAUACAUAGUUUAGUAUAUAAAAAAAACUAUUUACAUUAAAUAAAAAUUCUAUUUCCAGAGCAGAGUCCAAUUCUACAGACAGUUACUACCAAUGUCAAUGAGACUUCUUAGAACAUUAUGCCUGGUAGUGUUUGCAGGAUCAGGCCCAAAGGUAAAAACAAUGAUCAGUUAAGCCAGCAAAAUCAAUUUAUUCCAAUAUUAGGGCUCAAAACCUGCAAUUGGAUCUGUGCUAGUGGACCCUGUGCACCGGAGCAGACACACUGACUUCCAUGUUUACAGGAUGGGGCUCAAAUGUUUUCUAUCCUAGGUAAUGCCACUAACUACAAAGUGACUUCUAAUGAUGGUAGUAACUUGUUUGUAGGAUCAGGUCCUCUGUUAUACCACUGCAAAACACUUUUAAAAUUCAUGUUUAAAAAUGUUCUGUUCACUUAAGAAAGAAUUCUCAAAACUUUCUCUGCCUCCUUUUUAAGGUGCUUUGAGAUCCACUUAUGAGAAAAUGUAUGAGCUAGAUAUGAUUAAUGAAAUAUUUAAAUAUUUUUAAUUCAACGCAGAUUUAAAAAUCUCUUUGUUGUUUUUGUAUCCUAAAUAACAUGCGAUCACACUAUAAUUUAAUACUAAAUAAUUAUUUGUUACAUCAGCAUAAUAAAACUGUAUUACGUACUGUAUCUUGAUGUAGCUAUUUUCUUUUUUUGCUGUACAGCGAACAAUUGUGGCAACAGACAAACCUUGUAAUUCAGAUAAAAUCAGACUUGCUGAGGUUGCACAACUGUUGAGGCGAGGGGCACAUUAAAUAAAGAAUAUGUAAAUCUAUACAAUAUUUAACCAGGAGAAAUAAUAGCGGAGAGAUAUCAAGCUAACAGUUUUAAGUGAACGUUUACUGUUGACAUCACAUUUCUCCAGCUUCUCCCCCCGGAUCCAGACUUACACUUUACACAGACAUGCUGUUUGAUGCGCCACACUGAUUUCCAGUGAGGCUGCCGUGUUUUGAGAGGCUGGCGUGGAGAGGUGUAAACACAAGAUCGACCAGCAGGAAGACACUGGCGUGCCUCAAACACGCAGGAAGUAUUUCCUAGUGCAAAAAAAAACAAAAAAGCAGUCUGGAGCAUCACGUGCUCCCAAAAUCUCGUUUCCCAUCCCCAACUCCUGCUAUCCCAACUUGGAAGGCAGCAGGCAUGCGUGGUGUCCUCCUCCUCGCAUGGUGACAGGCUCGUGUUAUUGGCACCGAGCAGGGUGGAGAGGAGGAGGCAGGCAGGGAGGUGGGAUUGGUGGGGGAGCUCUCUCGCUCUCGGCUGCCUUCAGCUGUUCCCAUCCAAAUGCCAGGCCAGCGCGCAGCCUGCAGCAGCCCCGUUUAACAGCGCAGCCCCGAGCAGAAGUUGGCGAGUUGCUGCUUGGGAAGGGCGGGCGGCUCCGGCGUUGGGGGGUGGCGGCUGCGGUCUAUGAGGGACUCCCGGGCGCCGCAGGAACCGGCGAGCCAUGGACGGGGGUGGGGGUGUCUCCUCCUCGGCCCUGGAGAAGAACGUGGCGGAGCUGACGGUCAUGGACGUGUACGACAUCGCCUCGCUGGUGGGGCAGGAGUUCGAGCGGGUCAUUGACCAGCACGGCUGCGAGGCCAUCGCCCGCCUCAUGCCCAAGGUGGUGCGGGUGCUGGAGAUCCUGGAGGUGCUGGUGAGCCGCAAUCACAUCAACCCCGAAAUGGAGGAGCUGCGGCUGGAGCUGGAUCGGCUCCGGCUGGAGAGGAUGGACCGGAUCGAGAAGGAGAAGAAGCACCAGAAGGAAUUAGAACUGGUGGAGGAUGUAUGGAGAGGGGAAGCACAGGAUCUUCUUACCCAAAUUGCUCAGCUUCAGGAAGAGAACAAACAGCUGAUGACAAACCUGUCGCACAAAGACAUCAAUUUCACAGAAGAGGAAUUUCAGAAACACGAAGGAAUGUCGGAGAGGGAGAGGCAAGUGAUGAAGAAGCUGAAGGAAGUGGUAGAUAAACAAAGGGAUGAGAUCAGAGCCAAGGACCGGGAACUGGGACUUAAAAAUGAGGAUGUGGAGGCACUGCAACAACAACAGAACAGGCUAAUGAAAAUUAAUCAUGACCUUCGGCACAGAAUCACAGUAGUUGAGGCUCAAGGGAAAGCGCUGAUUGAGCAGAAGGUGGAAUUGGAAGCAUAUCUGCAAACCAAGGAACAGGAGAUGGGCACUUUGAGGGCAGAGCUUGGGAAGCUGAGAGAGAAGCUACAGGGGGAGCACAGCCAAAAUGGAGAAGAAAUAAAGACAGAACCUAACAAUGAUGACUUUCUCUCUGAAUCGGAGAAGAUGGCUCUGGAUUUAAAAGAUCCAAACCGUCCAAGAUUUACUCUACAAGAACUACGGGAUGUCUUACACGAGCGGAAUGAACUGAAGUCUAGAGUGUUUUUGUUGCAGGAGGAGCUUUUAUAUUAUAAGAGUGAGGAAACAGAAGAAGAAACUAGAUCCCCUCAACCUACACCCAUAAUUAAUUCAAAAACCUCAACUCAGCCAGAAUCUGGAAUCAAACGACUGUUUAGUUUCUUCUCUCGUGAUAAAAAACGCAUGCAGACGACACAGAAAAACGUUCACUUCCAGGAUACUUUUGGCGAAUGGGCAGAUUCAAACAAAGAGGACUCCUACACCGAACAAGGCCAAGAGGCCCUUCAGCAUCUGUGAUUAACACUCCAAGCCGUGUUGCUUACCACAGUAGAUCUGAACAUUCUAGUAACAAGAAGUUUCCAUAACCAAAUCUGGCAGCUCAUCAUUUUUUAUUUGCCUGGCACAUGUUGACGGUUGUUUCAGACAUACUUUUCCAAAGGGAUUCCUCAGUGUUUACGUGGCGACUGCUCUCCGAAAACAGAAUCCAGGCUCUGUAGUAAUGGUUAUUUAUACUCUCGGGUAUCGAAGCUUCUAGAUAACUGGUUUUGUGCUGAAUAACAAGUCUGUCUGACUCUUGCAUUAACUACAGUAACACAAGCUUCUUUAAACCAAAAAGCCCCCUGUGCCAUUAUUAGAGGUUUAUUUGCAUUGUACAAUAUCUAGUGGUGAAGACUCUGAUACCAUGUUUGUUAACUGGGGGAGGGGUGGGGGGGAUUUUUCUUAGUUCUGUUAAUGACACUUUCAAAGAGAGAGUUUGCAGUGUAUACACUAUUUCCAGGGCAGGUCCUACCACAGCUGUAUCCUGUCAAACUCACAGGUUGCAGAGAAACUUCUUGGAACGUCAACUGAUAAAAAUACAAAAGAAACUGGAACAGCUGUGAGGGACUGUGAUUGUAUAUUCCCCCUUGUUGUUUAUAGUGCCUAAAGCCUGUAGAUACUGAUGUACGAGGUGAGUGUGCCUUGCCUUUUGCUCUGAGUUAUGCAGUAUUAACAGAAAAUGAAUUGCUCACAUGGAGGAAUUCUAAACACUC
This is a messenger RNA of Malaclemys terrapin pileata, 3516 nucleotides long. RefSeq names its product Rab interacting lysosomal protein like 1 (gene RILPL1). Bases 1583 to 2782 code for a protein of 399 amino acids. Gene Ontology annotation, biological process: cilium assembly. Gene Ontology annotation, molecular function: protein dimerization activity. The record is from RefSeq and is a predicted model, not a curated record. NCBI's taxonomy places the organism in Eukaryota, Metazoa, Chordata, Testudines, Emydidae. Gene Ontology annotation, cellular component: ciliary basal body; cytoplasm. The transcript is spliced from 7 exons.